Messenger RNA from Homarus americanus (American lobster), 1039 nucleotides. RefSeq lists its product as uncharacterized. Bases 197 to 1039 code for a protein of 280 amino acids. NCBI's taxonomy places the organism in Eukaryota, Metazoa, Arthropoda, Malacostraca, Decapoda, Nephropidae. The record is from RefSeq and is a predicted model, not a curated record. The transcript has 5 exons.
ACCAAGCUGCAUUGUACAUCCAAUACAAUAUGUAUACAGUGAGCACAUUGAAAAGGGAGAGAACGCGUGUCUGCGAGGCUGUCAUGGAUAUCAAGGCAUUACCAGGGAUGACCCAAAUGCUCUUCGGGACAAACGACUUUGUCAUGACAGAUGUGCACGAAAGUUCCAGCUCGUUCCAGUGGAGAAGAAAGCUUGUAUGUUUGGCUGCAAAGUCAUGCUUAAAAUGCAUGCACACAAGCCUCCUGUUAAACAAGAAGACAUGGUGGUCGCACAGGAAAUUGAAGAGCUCCUCGGUAACAAAACUUUUAGUUCAUAUCGGGAGAGAAAACAGCCAGUUAGCGUAAAGAAAUCAUCUUCAGAAAAUGUGGCUCUCGCUCUAGGAGGAAAGUUUCAUAGUACUGCAGCAUCAACCAGUCAUGUAAAACCAGAAUUUUCAACUCACCAUAAGAUUACUAGUGCGGAGACUGAAGGACAAAAGAAUACAACAGUUGAUGUUCGGGGUAUACUUGGGAAUAGAACAAAGGGCAUGGAAACUCUCUCAACGCACGGUAAAAGAGGAAAGAAAACUCUGGCAAAGAAGGAAAGGCAAGCGGAAGAAAAAACCACACUCGAUCUUCUGACUCGGUUAAAGCGAAACGGCUUGGCUAUAGAAAAAGUAACGGAACCAAAGGACAGGACUUUCAUUACCGGUGAAACAAUUAGUCCAGGGGGAGUGGAGCCGACAAGUGGAAGUGAGUCCGUAUCUAAAGUAGGAAUGAGCUUCAACGUGAAACACCCAACAAUUGAGCAGAAAAUUCCUUGUGAGGCCAGGAAAUUGAGGCCCGUUAAGAAAGUGGAGUGUCGGAAGGGUAGGGCAAGGAAGAAGGGAGUACGGAAGGGUUGGGCAAGGAAGAAGGGUAGGAGGAGGAGGAAGCGUGCUGGUUCCCUUGACCUCUUACUGUUCUCAGUUAUUGAGCCCCACCGUGCCAUAACCACUCCUGAAACUGGUGCUGGUAUUGUGCAGUCUCUCUCAGACAACAUAAAGCCAUCCCCAGAGUAA